Messenger RNA from Morone saxatilis (striped sea-bass), 1212 nucleotides. RefSeq names its product atrial natriuretic peptide receptor 1-like. Lineage: Eukaryota; Metazoa; Chordata; Actinopteri; Moronidae. The record is from RefSeq and is a predicted model, not a curated record. The transcript is spliced from 7 exons. Gene Ontology annotation, biological process: cGMP biosynthetic process; intracellular signal transduction; receptor guanylyl cyclase signaling pathway. Bases 196 to 1212 code for a protein of 338 amino acids. Gene Ontology annotation, molecular function: peptide receptor activity; guanylate cyclase activity.
UUAAACUCAAGUCAGCAUGUAAAACAGUCCUAUAUUUUUAAUACAAGUCUGUGGCAGAUAUCUGGAGCAGGAACAGAGCUUCUGUCUGGGUCUCACACAGGAGUUCAAGCUCUGAUAAACACUAAGCAGUGCUUGUUUGAUCGUGCGGUACCGGCUCUCAGGUUGGCGUCUCGUUCCGUGUCUUCGGGCCUCAGUAUGAGGGUCUGCCUGCUGGCUAUAGCCUGCCUCAUCUACCCGGUGGUGAUGUUCUCUUUCAAGCAGAUGACGGAGUGGAUACAGAACUACGCUCAGAGCUUGAAGGAGAAAACCGAGGACCUGAGGCACCAGAGACAACUGGCUGAGGAUCUGCUGCACCAAAUGCUUCCCAAGUCAGUCGCCAAGCAGCUCCGUCAGUGUAAACAUGUCGAGGCUGAGAGCUAUGAGAAGGUGACCAUUUUUUUCUCAGACAUUGUGGGUUUCACUUCUAUCUCUGCGUCCUGUACUCCUCUGCAAGUGGUGGAGAUGCUCAACAACCUCUACAUGUGCUUUGACACACGCAUUGACUCCUAUGAUGUCUACAAGGUGGAGACGAUUGGGGAUGCGUACAUGGUGGUGAGCGGUCUGCCUGAGAGAAACGGGGACAGACAUGCUGACGAGAUAGCCAAGAUGGCGCUGGAUCUGGUGGCGGCUGUCAGACAGGUCUCCGUCCCUCACAUGCCCAACCACAGGCUGCAGCUCCGAGCCGGCAUCCACACAGGUCCAUGUGUGGCGGGAAUAGUGGGCUACAAGAUGCCAAGAUACUGUCUGUUUGGAGAUACCGUCAACACGGCCUCUAGAAUGGAGUCCACCAGCCUGCCUCAGAGAAUCCACACCAGUUCAGAAUCCUACUUGGCUCUGAUCAAAGACAACGCCUACGAGCUGCAGCUUCGUGGAGAGAUUGAGGUUAAGGGUAAAGGCAAAAUGAACACAUACUGGCUGAUCGGCCAUAAGAACUACAGUGUGCAGAACGACAGUCUGGUCUGUCACUGGAAUCCCAACAUGGCCAGAAAGAAGAAGACGGUGGCAGGCAGUGAGGUCUCUGUGGGCAAUUCAUCAGUGACAGUUCAGAGCCUCAGUGAGAAUGCCACCACCCCAGUCUCCCUCCCCUCUUCAGUGCUGAACCAAACCCCACAGCGACCUCAGACAGACAUGCCUGGCCUGAGUGUAGCAGCUCAGAUGGAGCAGCAGCCAUGA